AUAUAUGUACAUAUGACAACAAAUAUCUUGCAGCUUAUACACACCAUCCUUAAACAUGCUUCUUCACAUGUUCUUGUUCUGUCUGUCAUGUCUUCUCAUGUUGACAAUGGUCAUACCUGAGGGGAAUACAACCACUACCAACACCACCUCUUUCAUGGUCACCAAGCCAGGCUGCCCAUCUCAAUGUGGGAAUCUCACUGUUCCAUACCCAUUUGGCGUCGGUGUGGGUUGUUCCAUAGACCCAUUGUUUGAUAUCAACUGCAGCACUUUUUACAACCCUCCCAUACCCUUCGUAGGUGGCAGUAGUAGUCUUGAGGUGCUAGAUAUAUCUCAAACAUAUGUGCGUGUCAAGAACAAAGUGAUGUUCAAGUGCUACAGUCCAUCAGGUGCAUUGAUCCGCAAUGAAAGCUAUAUAGACUUGGACUUAGAUAAUACUCCUUUCACCAUCUCACACACUGCAAAUAAGUUCACAACUGUUGGGUGUGAUGACUUUGGUUUGUUAACAGGGCAAAAAGGGCUUGAUUUUUUGGUUGCGUGUUCGUCCUCCUGUUAUGAUGGGGAAGUAUCCGUCGUAUCUGGUGGGGAUUGUUCCAGCAACGGUUGUUGCCAGUCCACCAAACCAAAGGGUAUAAGGGGGUUCAUUUCUUCUCUUGAAACCUUGUAUAACCACACCAAUGUCUCCUCCUUCAACCCUUGUGGCUACGGCUUUGUUGGUGACCAAGACCACUUCACGUUCCGCGGUCUCUCAGAUUUAUCAGAUAAAACUUUGGAGGACAGGAUCAUGGAUAGUGUUCCAAUGGUGCUCGACUGGGUGAUUGGGAGUCAGAGUUGCAAAGAAGCCCAAAAAUCAAACACCUUAGUCUGCCAACAGAAUAGUCAAUGUAAUGAUUCCGACACUAGUGCUUAUGGAGGAUACCGUUGCAGCUGUAAAAUUGGUUACGAGGGUAAUCCUUAUCUCAGUCCGGGAUGCCAAGAUAUAGAUGAGUGCGCAGAUCCAAACAAACACCUCUGUAAUGGGACUUGCACUAAUACACCGGGAAGUUAUAACUGUUUUUGCCCACAUGGAACCUAUGGCGAGUCCGACGAAUAUUGCAUCGCUGCUGAAAAAACUCGCGUACAGUUCCCAGUAAUUAAGUUCUCUCUAGGUUUGAGUUUGAGUUCUUUGUCCCUAAUCAUCGGUACAACAUUGAUAUACUUUAGCAUCAAGAAAAGGAAGCUUAUAAGGCUCAGGGAGAAAUUCUUUGAACAAAAUGGUGGGUUGCUGAUGAAACAACAAAUUUCAUCAAAAGACGGUGGUACAGAAUCGGCAAAAAUCUUUACAGCACAAGAGUUGAAAAAUGCCACCAACAACUACGCUGAGGAUCGCAUCCUGGGCCGAGGAGGUUAUGGUACCGUUUACAAAGGAGUUUUAGCGGACCACCGUGUGGUUGCAAUUAAAAAGUCUCGAACAAUGGAUGAGAGCCAAAUUGAGCAAUUUAUCAAUGAGGUGGUUAUUCUUACACAAAUUAACCAUAGAAAUGUCGUGAAGCUCUUGGGAUGUUGUUUGGAGACUGAAGUACCUCAACUGGUCUAUGAAUAUGUCUCUAGUGGUACCCUCUUUAGCCAUAUCAUCAACAAAAGUAGAACAUCCUUGUUAUCUUGGAACAAUUGUUUAAGAAUAGCAGCGGAAGCUGCUAGUGCACUGGCAUAUCUUCACUCAGCAGCUUCAAUGCCCAUCAUUCAUAAGGAUGUUAAGUCGACCAACAUACUAUUAGAUGAACAAUAUACUACAAAAAUAUCAGAUUUUGGUGCGUCGAGGUUAGUGCCAUUGGAUCAAACUCAAGUAACUACAUUAGUUCAAGGGACCUUGGGGUAUCUAGAUCCUGAAUACUUCCAUACAGGCCAACUGACAGAAAAAAGUGAUGUUUACAGUUUUGGAGUGGUUCUCGCAGAAAUCUUAACUGGACAGAAACCUCUGUGCAUAGAAAGAACCCAAGAAGAGAGAAAUUUGGCCACAUAUUUCCUUAUGUCCAUGAAGCAAAAUCGUCUGUUCCAAAUUCUUGAGCCUCGUGUGCGAAGGGAAGGGACUUCAGAGCAGCUUCAAACAGUUGCUGAGCUUGUGAAGAAAUGCUUGAACUUGAUAGGUGAAGAGAGGCCUACAAUGAAAGAAGUGGCAAUGGAGUUAGAAGGUGUGAGGAAAUUUACUAAAGAUCCAUGGGUUCACGAUCACCAAAGCCAUGAAGAUGCUGUGGAAUUGAUUGGUGAAGCAUCAGACCUAUAUGCAGUGCCAAUAAGCCCAUAUACUAAUUAUGGGGACUCCACUGAACAAUAUAGUUUAGAUAGUCGUUUGGUUGCUGCCAUAAAUAGUCCCCGCUGAUGUAUAAUUAGAUCACUUGUAAUAAAGUCAUCACAAAAUUCUUGUA
Messenger RNA from Cornus florida, 2402 nucleotides. Its product is annotated as putative wall-associated receptor kinase-like 16. The record is from RefSeq and is a predicted model, not a curated record. Gene Ontology annotation, cellular component: plasma membrane. The transcript has 3 exons. NCBI's taxonomy places the organism in Eukaryota, Viridiplantae, Streptophyta, Magnoliopsida, Cornales, Cornaceae. Gene Ontology annotation, molecular function: protein serine/threonine kinase activity; calcium ion binding; ATP binding. Bases 56 to 2356 code for a protein of 766 amino acids. Gene Ontology annotation, biological process: cell surface receptor signaling pathway; protein phosphorylation.